Molecule: messenger RNA, 243 nt
Organism: Botrytis fragariae
Lineage: Eukaryota; Fungi; Ascomycota; Leotiomycetes; Helotiales; Sclerotiniaceae
Exons: 2
Coding region: 1-243 (80 amino acids)
Source: RefSeq, a predicted model, not a curated record
AUGGUGUGUCGAUACCGAGGGUUUGGGACUGAUCUCCGGAAGAGAUUUGAUUGGCCAAUUCAAACACAUCUUUUGUAUUUAGCCAUACUUUACCCAACCGACCCUAUUACGUCCGCAAUCAAUUCUUCAAUUGUUUGCUUUUUCUGGGGCAAUUCAACAGAUGUUCUAAUUGUUUUUGGUACUAUUCUUUCUGGUGACAUUCAUCUCGCAUUGAAUUUAAUGGCUGUAUUUAAAACCCGUUGA